Molecule: messenger RNA, 2510 nt
Organism: Silurus meridionalis
Lineage: Eukaryota; Metazoa; Chordata; Actinopteri; Siluriformes; Siluridae
Gene: fkbp4
Product: FKBP prolyl isomerase 4
Exons: 10
Coding region: 252-1595 (447 amino acids)
Molecular function (GO): peptidyl-prolyl cis-trans isomerase activity; protein binding
Source: RefSeq, a predicted model, not a curated record
CUUCCUCCUCCUGCUGAAGUGUCUAGAAGGAGCUUCUCGGCUUUAAGUCCCCUCUCUCUCACACAUCUCUACACACUUUACUAAUCAUUUCCGCAGUGCUACACGGCGUUAAUUCGAUCAAGAGUGCGGGAUUUCCCGGUACACACAAACCCUCAGCUAUCUUCUCCACUUCUCAUCCCAUUCGAACUCAACUGCAGGUGGACUGAAGCAGAAUCUUCCUUCAUUUUUAUUUUACACAUUUUGGGGCGAACAUGACUGCAGAAGAAUUGUCCAACGACUCCCAGAGCAUCCCUAUGGAAGGAGAAGACAUCACCCCAAAGAAAGAUGGAGGAGUUUUAAAGCUGGUGAAGAGAGAGGGCACAGGCGCCGAGUUACCGAUGACCGGCGAUAAAGUGUUCGUGCAUUACGUUGGGACUCUUCUGGAUGGCACUCAGUUCGACUCCAGCCGUGAUCGAGGAGAGAAGUUCUCAUUCGAGUUAGGAAAAGGUCAGGUGAUCAAAGCAUGGGAUAUCGGUGUUGCGACGAUGCGCAUCGGUGAAAUCUGCCAGUUGAUCUGCAAACCGGAGUAUGCAUACGGAUCUGCUGGAAGCCCACCCAAAAUCCCACCCAACGCAACCCUGGUGUUCCAGGUCGAGUUGUUUGACUUUCACGGCGAGGACAUCACAGAGGAUGAAGAUGGCGGAAUUGUUCGUCGCAUCAUCACUAAAGGAGAGGGAUACUCCAAACCGAACGAGGGGGCGUCCGUGGAAGUGCACGUGGAGGGAACGCAUGAGGGCCGCGUGUUCGACGAGCGGGAGCUGAAGUUUGAGGUGGGAGACGGAGAAAACCUCGAUCUGCCGCUCGGUGUGGAGAAAUCGCUGCAGGCUAUGGAACAGGGCGAGGAGUCUCUGUUCAUCAUCAGACCAAAAUAUGGCUUUGGAAACGCAGGCAAACCCAAAUUUAACAUUCCACCUGGUGCUACGCUGCAAUACAAAAUCAAACUGACAAAGUUCGAGAAGGCUAAGGAAUCCUGGGAAAUGAACACCAGCGAGAAACUGGAACAGAGCACAAUCGUCAAAGAGAAAGGAACUCAAUACUUCAAAGAUGGGAAAUAUAAGCAGGCGGUUGUGCAGUAUAAGCGCAUCGUGUCGUGGCUGGAGCACGAGUCCAGCCUGCAGGAAGAGGACGAAGAGAAAGCCAAAGCCCUGAGACUAGCGGCUCACCUCAACCUGGCAAUGUCCUACCUAAAACUACAGGAGCCUAGCCUUGCCCUGGAGAACUGUGACAAGGCUCUGGAACUGGACACGAACAAUGAAAAGGCUUUGUUCAGGCGAGGAGAAGCGCUGUUCGUGAUGAAGGACUUUGAUCGGGCGAGAGGAGACUUCCAGCGUGUGGUGCAGCUCUAUCCAACCAACAAGGCAGCAAAGAGCCAAGUGCUGCAGUGCCAGAAACACAUUAAGGAGCAGCACGAAAAGGACAAACGCCUCUACGCCAACAUGUUUCAGAAGUUUGCCGAGAGGGACGCUAAAAAAGAAGCCGGGCAGGUGAAGAAAGAGAGCAAAGACGGCACGAUGGAGCUCGAGGAAAACGGUGCAGAAGAGCAGACCGCAGCAUAAACGCUUGUUAAUUUGUCUGCUUUGAGUGUCUAAUGAAUUUUUUUACUUUUGGUUUUCAUUUUGCAGUUUGUUUCCUAUAAAAUGAGACGAGUUUAUGUGUAUAGGUGCGAAGUUGGACGUCUGAUCUGUAGAAUACUGGUUAUUUUUGUUGCCUUUUUUCCCAAGGCCUCGCUGCCACUGGCACCGUGCGAGUUUCAUUGAUGUACUCGUGUUCACGUGAGGCAGCUAGACAGGCCCGGCUGUGUUUGUUUUUUUUUAUUUGGCUGCUAUUCCGCAUGAAGGUGCAGAAUGGAGUAAGGCUCGAGCACUGAACAGAGAAAAUAUUAGGCAGCACCACAGCCUCUACUAUUGGGACCUGCCCUGAUACUGCUACUUAAAGGGUAUACUGGCGCGCACCACUAUGUAGUGCUGCUGUACACAACAGGUAAUGGCAUGAAAUUAAAACGUAAUGGCAACACGACUGUUUUGUUUGUAUUCUCCUUAUGGUUGUAUACAUUUAGCUUUUGUCUUUCAUUAUGUAUUUUACUGUUCGCUGUCCAUUAGGCUGUUAAACUUCUAUAAUCCUUUUCUUUAUUCAUUCAACUGGAAAUACAGUGUAGGGUACAUAGUUUUUUGUCAGAAUAAAUCGCUUAUUAUCUGCUUGACUUGCAUUUAUAAUGCAUUAUAAGCACUUAGACAUGUAUCCAGACUUCUGUUCUAGCCUACUUCGGUGCUUGGUGUCUGCAAGGACUCUGAACCGGAUCCUGGGCUCAUAUCAGAUUUUUUCUAGAUCGGGAGAUAUUACUCAGCGGUUCAUACGCUCUGAUUUGUUUGAAAAUGCAUGAACUGAAGGCGAGGGAAAUGACGUUCUUUGUUCUGGUCGUGUGUCUCUAAUGCUCUAGUGAUGUCAAAUAAAAGAAUACAGUUUGCUCAGAA